Branchiostoma belcheri (Belcher's lancelet) is the source of this 1155-nucleotide messenger RNA. Its product is annotated as alpha-ketoglutarate-dependent dioxygenase alkB homolog 4-like. The transcript is spliced from 3 exons. The record is from RefSeq and is a predicted model, not a curated record. NCBI's taxonomy places the organism in Eukaryota, Metazoa, Chordata, Leptocardii, Amphioxiformes, Branchiostomatidae. Gene Ontology annotation, biological process: oxidative demethylation. Gene Ontology annotation, molecular function: demethylase activity; oxidoreductase activity. The coding region runs from base 27 to 1007 and encodes 326 amino acids.
CGGGUUUCCUCUUUGCAGAAAGCAGCAUGGAGAGUAGAGGAGAUGAUUUUGCCAAAAAGUGCGGCUGUAAAGGCAUCAGAACGUGUUUGCUGUGUGAGGAAGAGAAGGCAACAGUCAAUGGGUCCGAGGGAAAUGCGGGAAGACUAGUGAGGUACAUGUACUGUCACCAGUGCCACAAGGCAUGGCGUCACACAGAAGGUUCUCUAUGCCAGACAGAGCAGAUAGACUUCCCAGGAGUGCUGAUAGUGGAAGACUUUAUAACACCGGAGGAAGAGACUGAAAUUGUCACUGUGAUAGAAGGUACUGAGUGGAAGAUGUCUCAAUCAGGGAGGAAGAAACAGGAUUUUGGCCCCAAAGUUAACUUCAAGAAGAAAAAGCUGAAGCUUGGAGGCUUCACAGGUCUGCCCAGCUUCUCUGCCUCCCUAUUGGCCAGGAUGAAGUCACAUGACCUGCUGAAGGACUUCACCCCUGUGGAACAGUGUCACCUUGAGUACGACCCCUCCAGAGGUUCAGCCAUCGACCCACACUUUGACGACUUCUGGUUAUGGGGGGAGCGACUGGUAACUGUCAAUCUUCUAGCUGACUCCGUGUUGACCAUGUCAUGUGAGGAAACAGACAAGAUAGAAUUAACCACACAGCAAACUACACACUGUGAGCAUGGCAAGAAAUCUGUUCCAAGUCCUGACUGUGACCCUGGUAGUCAAACUAAAGCUGUUGCAGAUCCCCAAGAUAUGACACGAAGUCAGGACAAGUCAGAGAGCAAUAUCCUGAGGUAUUGCGAUGUUGAAGUUGCCAUACCAAUGCCGAGAAGGUCUCUGAUUGUGGUGCAUGGAGAUGCUAGGCACAAGUGGAUGCAUGCCAUUCACAGAGAGGACAUCACCAGCCGAAGGAUUGCUGUUACUUUAAGAGAGCUAUCGUCAGAGUUUAGUGCUGAGGGGGUGCUGAAUCAGACUGGGAAAGAACUCAUUGACAUUGCUCUGUCUUUUAAUGGAUCUGCUAUAUCAUAACAAAUGACACCAUUGGACUUUAAGGUUUUAAUGGGAUAUUUGCUCUACAGUGAGGCAAAGACAUUCUUUGCAUUUGUAGCUAUAGUUAGUCUGUGAUGAAACCUGAAUUUUUUUUGUUAGCAAUGUGUUUGUAGAAUAUUAAAUAUUG